Fundulus heteroclitus (mummichog) is the source of this 2005-nucleotide messenger RNA. RefSeq names its product synaptic vesicle membrane protein VAT-1 homolog-like. Lineage: Eukaryota; Metazoa; Chordata; Actinopteri; Cyprinodontiformes; Fundulidae. Gene Ontology annotation, molecular function: oxidoreductase activity. The transcript has 9 exons. Bases 103 to 1344 code for a protein of 413 amino acids. The record is from RefSeq and is a predicted model, not a curated record.
GAAGCUGAGCUCAGGAUAACAGCGCCCGUCUGCGGACAGCCUCGACUGCUCCCCACAUCACUGAGCAGAAUCAGCGGAGAGGGAGAGCAGCAGGUCUCCGACAUGGCUAAAGAAGGAGCAGACAUGACAGAGGAAACCGAGUAUAUGAUAGACAGAAACGCGGGCAAAGAGGCGGCCAGCGUGGAAUCGCCUUCCAACGCCAAAGAAAUGCGAGCGGUGGUCCUGGCAGGUUUCGGAGGUCUGAACAAACUCCGGGUUACCAGGAAGGCAAUGCCAGAGCCCCAGGAUGGUGAAGUGAAGAUCCGCGUCAAAGCAUGUGGCUUGAAUUUCCUGGAUUUGAUGGUACGUCAGGGGAACAUUGAUAAUCCUCCAAAAACUCCCCUUGUUCCUGGAUUUGAGUGCUGUGGAAUAGUGGAGUCUGUGGGCGAAAACACGCAGGGAUUUGAGAUAGGUGACAGAGUUAUGGCGUUUAUGAACUACAACGCCUGGGCCGAGGUGGUUUGCACACCGGUGGAUUUUGUUUACAAGAUGCCAGAUGAAAUGAUGUUUGCAGAGGCGGCAGCGUUCUCCCUGAACUUUGUGGCCGCCUAUAUGAUGCUCUUUGAAGUCGCCAGCCUGCGGGAAGGAAUGUCGGUGCUGGUCCACUCAGCUGGGGGUGCAGUGGGACAAGCUGUGGCUCAGUUAUGCUCCACUGUGCCUAACGUAACUGUGUUCGGGAUCGCCUCCUGCUUCAAACACGCUUCCAUCAAAGACUCCGUGACGCACCUCUUUGACAGAAACACGGACUACAUCCAAGAAGUCAAAAAGAUCUCUCCAGAUGGAGUUGACAUUGUGCUGGACUGCCUGUGUGGAGAAAACACAGGGAAAAGUCUGAGUCUACUCAAGCCGCUGGGAACCUACAUCCUCUACGGCGCAUCCAACAUGGUAACUGGGGAAACAAAGAGCUUCUUCAGUUUUGCGAAAUCUUGGUGGCAGGUGGAAAAGGUGAACCCGAUUAAACUUUAUGAGGAGAACAAAGUCAUCGCGGGAUUCUCUCUCCUCAACCUUCUCUUCAAACAAGGAGGAUGUAAUCUAGUAAAAUCAGUGAUGGACAAACUCUUGAGUCUCUAUAAACAGAAGAAGAUCCGGCCUCUAGUGGACUCCCUGUGGGCGCUGGAGGAGGUGAAAGAGGCCAUGCAGAGAAUUCAUGACAGAGGCAAUAUUGGAAAACUUAUCCUGGACGUUGAGAAGUCUCCCACCCCUUUGAUGGCCAACGACAGCACAGAGACCAGCGAAGCAGGAGAGGAAGAGGAGGAGGCCGAAGGAGAUAAUGACAGCAAGGAACGGAUGCCUUUCAUACAUUAGGAUCGAAGUAAGCCACUGCUGUUGACCUAGAGACUGCACAGAUAUACUACGGAGGAACCCAACCAGUGUGCAUAUAUGUCUGCAUGUCCUGUGUGCAUGUAUGCAUAAAUGUAUGGAUGUCUUUGUGCUUUUUUUGUCUGUUACCUAUUACUUGUUAGUAGAUGGGGAAAAGAAGAAAUAUAACCUGUUUGUAGUGCUGGAGCCAGUAUCUUACUUUUUGCUGUAUAAUGAUGUAAUGCCAGUAUUUUUUGCGCGUUUUAUAAAUUAUAAGUCAGCCAACAGUAUGCUGAAUUAAGAAACAAGAGUGCGGAAGCAUGGAAACCUGCUGAAACGGUCAUAUUUCUGCUAAGCACGGCAUAUUUAGUAACAUUUUUCAGUUGAUGAAACAACUGAAACACGUAUAUCUUUUUGUUUUAAUGCUGACCGAGGAUGCACAGUGGUAUAGACACUCCUGUCUGAAGUCCAGGUUCGUGUGACGCAAAAUACGAGAUCACAAUAAACCUUUUCAAAACUUUUUUUUUCCAUAUGUCCCGUUCCCUUCGACUGGGAAACAAGCAAAUUUGCGAGGGGGAAAUUAAAAAAAAUAUAUAUGGCUACAAUAACUGGCAAAUCUGCACACCCGCACGCUAAUACUGAGUUGAGCACCUUUUGAAUUUUAUUG